This is a messenger RNA of Didymodactylos carnosus, 2664 nucleotides long. NCBI's taxonomy places the organism in Eukaryota, Metazoa, Rotifera, Eurotatoria, Philodinida, Philodinidae. The record is from the annotation of a GenBank genome assembly.
AUGUUCUUAUUAUUUAUUUUAUUAAAUAUUUUCUAUCGUAUUUGUUUCUCUUUAACAAUUUCACAACAUUCUCAUCAUCGAAUUCAUCACAUAUCCGUAUAUGAAAAUUCACCACCAAAACUAUUAAUUCAAUUACCAUCAUCAUUAACCGAUUAUCAAUUAAUUGAAUCUUCUCGUUAUACCGAUUACUUUCAAAUUCAAAAUAAAAAUGAAUUACAUCUAAUACAAACAAUAGAUCGAGAAUUAUUUUGUCGUGUAAAAAAAUUUUGUUCUUGUUAUAAACAAUGUGAUGUUCAAUUACGUUUACAUAAUCAUGCUCACCGAUCAGACGUUAUUCUUAUUAAUUUGACUAUUAUCGAUUUAAAUGAUAAUCCACAUAGAUUUUUAAAAAAUAUUUAUGAAAUAAAAAUUCCUGAAGAUAUAUCUAUUGGUCAUUGCUAUCGUUUACCAUCUGUACAAGAUGAUGAUUUAAAUCAACAAUUUGACUAUGAGUUACAAGGAAAUGGUUCAAAUCAAUUUUCAAUUGAACAAUCACAAUCACAAUCGAGUGAAGUAUGUUUACAAAUACGUACACAAUUAGAUCGUGAACAAUGCAGUAAAUAUGAAUUGUUGCUAAUAGUAAAAGAUCGAGAUCAACAACAUGCAAAUGCUGAAAUGUUAAUUCGUAUUCAAAUAUUAGAUAUUAAUGACAAUUCACCACAGUUUAAAACAAAUUCAAUGACUUUAAACGUGAAUGAAACAUUUGUAGGUGAAUUAAUGUGUGUGCAAGCUGAUGAUCCAGAUGAAGGUAACAACGGCAGAGUAAUGUACAGUUUUGAACGUUCCGAUUCAUCAAAAUUAUCAUCAUUUCUCGUCAUUCAUAAUCUUACCGGUUGUAUUCAAGCUUUACAACCACUCUCUUUAACAUCACCCGAUCUCAUGUCAUUUUUAAUCGACGAUAAUCAACUUCAACUUCUUGUUAAAGCACAAGAUUUAGGUUCACUUAUGAGUUCAACAAUUCCUGCCUAUUUAACAAUUUUACUCAUCAUUCAUGACGUCAAUGAUAAUAUGCCAACAAUUGAAUUUCGUCAAAAUAGACGACUAGGCACAGAACAAGGCUUAGUCGCAGAAAUUGUACAAAACAAUUCGGAAAUACAUUUAAUGGAAAAUGUAAAUGAUACAUCUGUAUUAGCAAUAGUGACAGUCGAUGAUAAAGACAAGGGAAGUGGAGGUGAUAUACAAUUAGAUAUGGAAAUUAAAUCAAUAUCAAGUAAACAUCGAAAUGCAUUUAAACUUAAACAAGUUAGAAAGAACUAUUAUAAGAUUGAAAUUAUUAAUGUAUUAGAUCGUGAAUUAGAAUUGACUUUUUUACUUCAAUUAAAAGCACAUGAUUUAGCAUUACCCUAUCAUGUUACAUAUUUUCUUAUAACAAUUGUCAUUGACGAUGAUAAUGAUAAUCCUCCAAAUUUUCUUCAUGAAACCUAUCAUUUUGUCACCAAUAUUAAAUCAUCACCUCAACAAACAAUUAUUGGUCAAGUACAUGCAACAGAUAAUGAUGUGGGUAAAAAUGCUCUGAUUUCCUAUGAUAUUAGUAAACAAGAAUUUCCAAAUUUAUUCCGAAUUCAUCCCUAUAAUGGUCAGUUGUAUUUGAAUGAUCAAAUUCCAAAGAAUCUAACAGAUAAAUCAACAGAUAUAACUGUACGAGCUACCGAUGUUAAAUAUUCGACUGAAAUAAGAGCCAAAAUAUUGAUUGAAGGUGAAAAUCAUCCGCCACGAUUUAAACAAGAAAACUAUACAUUUGUAACUGAUGAAAACAAACAAAUUAGAACAGUAGUGGGUAACGUACAAGCAUAUGAUAUUGAUAAAGGUCGCCGUGGUGAAUAUUCUUAUACUUUACAGUCUCUGACACCUUAUUCAGAAUUUUAUUUUCUUGUAUUGAGUAGUGGUGAUAUAUUAAUUACACGCGAUAUAGACUACGAGAGUCAACGUCAACAUUUGUUUAUUAUUACUGUUCGAGAUCACGGUACACCCUCGUUACAGAGUGAUACGUAUCUACAAAUAAAUAUUAAAGAUGUCAAUGAAUAUUGUCCAAAAUUAUUAAAUUUAACUAACGAUGAAUAUCUAUAUUUUAAUAGAAAUCGACUAAAAACAUUUCCGUUCAAAUUAAACGCCUUUGAUCAAGAUGCAUCUGAUCAAUACAAUAUUACAUUUACACAAGUACAAUCUUCAUCCGCCUAUUUUCAAUUAGAUUCUACUGGUAUUCUUUCUCUAUCAUCAUCUUUACCUACUCCUCCUCCUAUUGGUGUCUAUGAAAUCCACUAUAUUCUCUCCGACACAUUUCAUGUACCAUGUAUGAAACAUGAUAUUCUGCUAUUAAUUAUUGGUGAUGGUCAUAAUGAUCGUGACUAUCUUUUAGAUGAUUAUCGUUUGAAUCUAAAACAUCGUCAACAACAAAGUCAAUCGUUAUUAAUAGCUAAAAAACGUCAGAACGAUAUUAUGUUUAUUGCAAUUACGUUUUGUAUUUGUAUAACAUUUGUGACAAUAUGCGUAUUUUUGGGAAUUGUAUGUUGUAAAAAAAGAGCACAUCACCAUCAGCAGCAGCAGAUAGUAGGAUUUUUAAAACCGUAUACAAAUGAAUACUGUAAUGGAAACAGUUACAAUAAUAAAUCUCCGAUUAUUAAGUGA